GCUGCAAGUGUUAGAUACACACUUCGCACUGUUGAAAAUUCUCAGAAAUUGCCAAUGCACAUUGAUUUCCUGUCAAGAUGAUGGAGAGAGAUCCCUCUGACGAAGAAGAGGAUCAAGAGAACCUGAUCGCGCAAAGAGAACGCGGAAACAACCUUGCCGAAUCUCCUGUGCGUACGGCAUUUCAAAUUGACGACGUCGAAACCGUGAAUAGUCGCCGCUUCAAUUUCAGCUUCAGUAAGUGGUACUAUUUCUUAGUAAUUAUUGUUCCAGUCUUCAUGAUCAUCCUUUACUUCAGCACCGACGUUGAUAGCCUAUUCGGAACCGGAGUUAUGAAUGCUAAUUACGAUGACUCCGUCAAUCGCAUGCGAGAGUCCGAAUUGCGGGCUCUGUAUCUGCUUAGACAGCAACAACUGGGGCUCUUCAAGCUGUUGAACAGCACAUUGAUUGAUAAUUCCUUGAACGCUACUGCCGCCAACACUAGUAAUUUUGUUUCAAAGCCCUCAUUUUCUUCUGUGUUGUCUGAAGAAUUGAAAUUGGAUUUGCUCAGUCAAAUUUCACUGAAUAAGCAAAUUGAGAAAGCACUCUUGUCGUCUCAUCAAUUAGGUAACUUGUUAAAUGCAUCGGAUAAUGCUACUGAUCCUAGUCUCGAUAAUUAUGGUGAUUUGCAAAGGUGUAGGAAGAUGGAUUAUAGAUUGUCUGACAGGAGAACUAUUGAGUGGAAACCGAGGCCGGAUAAAUUUCUGUUUGCAAUAUGUGCUUCGGGGCAAAUGUCAAACCAUUUAAUUUGUUUGGAAAAGCAUAUGUUUUUUGCUGCUCUGCUUAACCGCAUUUUGAUCAUUCCUAGCUCAAGAGUAGAUUAUGAAUUUCGUCGUGUGUUAGAUAUUGAUCAUAUCAACAAAUGCUUGGGGAGAAAAGUGGUUGUGGCUUUUGAGGAAUUUGCAAUAAGUCAAAAGGGUCAUAUGCACAUAGAUAAGUUCAUUUGUUAUUUCUCUCAGCCACAGCCAUGUUUUCUGGAUGAAGAGCAUGUUAAGAAGUUGAAGUCAUUAGGUGUUUCUAUGAAUAAGAUCGAAGCUGCUUGGGAUGAGGAUGUCAAGAACCCGAAGCCAAGGACUGUCCAAGACAUUAUGACAAAGUUUUCUUUGGAUGAUGAUGUUAUUGCAAUUGGUGAUGUAUUUUUUGCCAAUGUGGAAAAGAAAUGGGUAAUGCAACCUGGUGGGCCCAUUUCGCACAAAUGCAAGACACUCAUUGAACCAAGUCGUCUUAUAUUGCUCACUGCCCAGCGUUUCAUCCAAACAUUCUUGGGAGAGAACUUUAUUGCUCUUCAUUUUCGCAGACAUGGUUUCUUAAAGUUCUGCAAUGCCAAAAAAACUAGUUGCUUCUAUCCUGUUCCUCAAGCUGCGGAUUGUAUUAAUCGUGUGGUUGAAAGGGCCACUGCCCCAGUAAUUUAUCUUUCCACAGAUGCUGCAGAAAGUGAAACUGGUAUACUUCAGUCACUUGUUGUUGUCAAUGGCAAAACUGUGCCACUUGUUAAAAGGCCUGCUCAGAAUUCAGCUGAGAAAUGGGAUGCUUUAUUGUACAGACAUGGCCUCGAAGGAGAUCGUCAGGUGGAAGCUAUGCUGGACAAGACCAUUUGUGCUAUGUCUGACGUGUUUAUUGGAUCAAUGGGCUCUACUUUCACGGAAGAUAUUUUACGGCUUAGGAAGGACUGGGGAUCAGCAUCCCUUUGUGAUGAGUAUUUAUGCCAGGAUGAAGUUCCCAAUUUCAUUGCAGACGAUGAAUGAACCUGAUUAAUUAUUGAGAUUUUCUUGUUAUCGGGCAACACAUUCUGCUACUGAAACUGGAAGAUUUAGGAGCCCUUCCUAACAAGUUACCAUUGCCUGAGUUGAUUGCCCUACUUAUUCUAAAAAUGUUAGAAUAGACUAUCAGUCAAUAUCAAUUAU
Messenger RNA from Solanum dulcamara, 1940 nucleotides. RefSeq names its product O-fucosyltransferase 36-like. The record is from RefSeq and is a predicted model, not a curated record. NCBI's taxonomy places the organism in Eukaryota, Viridiplantae, Streptophyta, Magnoliopsida, Solanales, Solanaceae. The transcript has 3 exons. Gene Ontology annotation, biological process: protein O-linked glycosylation via fucose. Gene Ontology annotation, molecular function: peptide-O-fucosyltransferase activity. The coding region runs from base 78 to 1781 and encodes 567 amino acids.